Messenger RNA from Pantherophis guttatus, 1167 nucleotides. NCBI's taxonomy places the organism in Eukaryota, Metazoa, Chordata, Lepidosauria, Squamata, Colubridae. The record is from RefSeq and is a predicted model, not a curated record.
GUCCUUCAGAAACCAAUUUAGGAACAUUGAUCUCCAGGCUACAAAUCAGGAUUUUAAGGCGAUCGUCCUGGUUCACUGGCUGCUGACCUUAUGGGGCUGCAUGGAGCCCUGGUUACCAGACACAUACAGCUGGAGCAACUUCACCGUGCUGGCCCUGGGCGUCUGGGCCAUUGCGCAGCGAGACUCGGUGGAUGCCAUCUUCAUGUUCCUGACCGGCUUGCUGUUGACCAUCCUGACCGACAUUGUCCACUUCAGCCUCUACUACCAGUUCGUGAAGCUGACCGAUACCUUGCGCUUCUGCACCGGCAUGGCUAUUUUUAGCCUCCUCCUCAAGCCUUUGUCCUGUUUCUUCGCCUACCAGAUGUACCGAGAACGGGGUGGAGAAUACGCCCUGAACCUAGGUGUGUUCGGCGUCAGCCAGGAUACCAGCGCCUACCAAUCUAUUGAUACGCCAGACCCCCCACGCCCGUACCCCAAUGUGGCGAGCAAGGGACCGCCUCCACCUUCUUACUGACGGGCUUUGGGGGACCCUGAAGAAGCUGGUCUCUCUUCACGUCUUCUUUGGAAAGGAAACUGGCCUGUUUUCUCCCGGUCUGCUGUUCUGUCGAAUGGAGGAAACACUGAAGAGAAAGUUUUUUUUCCUGGCCAAAAAUUCAGGCGAGGCUCUGUCCGGCUCCGCCUUCCAACCGUGAGGAGAAUCUUUAAAAUGUGAAUAUUCGCCAUUUUGUUUCAUCUCUUGCCUGGGUUGCCGAGUUUCUAAAUCAGUGCAAAGGAAUCUUGAAUGGAGGUGAUAUUCCACGCUGGCGUUCUUCGCAUGGACUUGACAGACCGCCCCUCCCCCCCAAAAAUGUGCGUUUCAUCAGGCAAAAAGCACGUGUUUCCGUGGUGUCGUACAGCGUGGCUUGUGGCAUCGGUGGCCGACCUGGCCUGGCUGAUGUUUCCAGAAGACGGCGGUUGGAGGAGCGGCUGAAAGUCGUAGAGAGAGGCGGUGAACGUUAUCGCAAACGCCGCCUCAAACGGCAAUUUCUUUUAUUCCCAUCGAUUGCUUUUAAGAGUACCUUCUUCAUUUUCUUUUCUCUGGGAUUUGAUUUUCAGGGAGAAUUAAACAAGCUUUUUCUUUUCUUUUUCUUUUUUUUUAAUAAAAUGUUUCUCAAUCCAUUUUCAAAA